Molecule: messenger RNA, 1831 nt
Organism: Bolinopsis microptera
Lineage: Eukaryota; Metazoa; Ctenophora; Tentaculata; Lobata; Bolinopsidae
Product: protein draper-like
Exons: 2
Coding region: 350-1804 (484 amino acids)
Source: RefSeq, a predicted model, not a curated record
ACUUGUGUUUCUGGUUUUUCAGCUACUUCUGUUAACGGAGAAUAUAGACUGCAGUGGAAAAGGGGAGAUACAACUUGUUUCGUAUAUAGACUAUACAAACUGCGGAGAAGAUUGUGACUUUUACUUCAAGAACGUCGUAAUUCAGGAUGAGGAUGGUAACAAAUUUCUCGACGUAGCAAAAACAGAUGACACUGGUAACACCGAUAGGGUCUAUUUCUCUAAAGUGAAUAAGCUUGAUAAAGCUAUUCCAGUUGACAUCAACACUGGUAGGAGUAAUAGUAUAACUAUAUCAUUUGAAGCUUGGGAUAAAGACACGGGUAUUGGUAAUUCUGAUGAUCAUGAAAGAACAAUGUCGGGUUUGGUGGUGCUAUUUUCAGACAUUGCCAUUAGAUCAGGUGGAACCUGGGAGUUUAAAUCCUUUGUAAGUAACACUAACGCCGAGGGUCAAGACAAAGAAGCAACUCUUAAGAUAAAAUAUAGGAUAUUGAGCUGCGAUAACCGCUUCACUGGAUUAGGCUGUAACUCCUGCGUAGAUAACUACUAUGGAACAGAGUGUGGUAAAUACUGUAAACCUGUGUCAGGUCACUACACGUGUCAUCCCACGACAGGGAGCAAGGUUUGUGAAGGAAAGAGAGCGGGAAUUGAAUGCGAUGAUUGUGUAGACCAUUUCGAGGGAAACAAUUGUGAGAGAUGUGUUCAGAAUUACUACCCGACAGAAUCAUGUAACAUCCUCUGCAUCCCAAACUCUGAAAGAUACAUUUGUACCUAUGAAGGGGAAAAACAGUGUCUGCAAUACAGGACUGGAUCUGACUGCGAGGACUGUGUCGCAAACCACUAUGGAGAAGAUUGUUCCAAGACCUGCCAUGAGACGUCUAGCUUCAGCUGUGAUGAAUCAGGAGAGAAAGAGUGUAAGGAAAACUACUACCCAGCACAGAAGUGUAACAGACACUGUGAGCUGGUACCAGGUAACUACACUUGUAACCAGGUAACAGGAGAAAAGAUCUGUCUGGAGGGAAAGGAAGGAGAAGACUGUGAUGAAUGUUUAAACAAAAACAAAGAAGGAGGAAAUUGUGAUAAAUGCAUAAAAAACUACUACGGGGAUUGCACAGUCUAUUGCAAGCCAGAUAGUGAGCAUUACAAUUGCUUGGAAAAUGGAACCAAAAUCUGUGUUGACAACACAACAGUUGCUGAGCAUGACUGUCGGAUACCAAAUCAUAUCUUAAACAUUCCCUUGAUAGGGGCAGCAGGGGGUUGUGUAGGGCUGUUUAUCAUUCUACUUUUGACUUGCAUAAUUCUAAAAGUGAGAAAAGACAGAAAUAAAAACGUCGCAGAAGAGAUACUGAUAGGAGGAGAAACUGAUAAUACUCAAAGGAACCAAUACCAGGAAGCAAUUCACCCCACAGUGAAUAAUCAAGCUGCUCAUUCCUCGGAGGAAACAGGAGAUGUUUAUAGCCGGAUAAACAGACAGGAACAAGGAAAGCAACAUCCCCAGAUUGGACCUGACCAAAACCAAGACGCUCUCUACUCGACAAUGCAAUCCCAGCCUGUCUACGCAACUAUAGAUAAAGGAGAUAAAUACGCUCGCCUAGACAGACACGAGGGAAAGUCUAAUGGGACCUACAGUCCUGAAACUGGAGAAGAACCAACAUACGCUGACGUAUCCUUUGUGAGGAAUGAGAGAUAUGGUGCGGUGACAUUUAGGAACAGAGCUCAAAAUGGGGAUAAUGGUGUUGAAGGUACAGGACAGAAUGGAGAGGAGGCGACCUACAUUACAGUGAGUCAAGUGAUAGAGGAGAGACUAUAAGUGGGUCAACUCUGUGAAGAUUUGAAG